Brachypodium distachyon (stiff brome) is the source of this 1305-nucleotide messenger RNA. RefSeq names its product peroxidase 2-like. Gene Ontology annotation, biological process: response to oxidative stress. Lineage: Eukaryota; Viridiplantae; Streptophyta; Magnoliopsida; Poales; Poaceae. Gene Ontology annotation, molecular function: peroxidase activity; heme binding. The record is from RefSeq and is a predicted model, not a curated record. The coding region runs from base 39 to 1028 and encodes 329 amino acids. The transcript is spliced from 2 exons. Gene Ontology annotation, cellular component: plant-type cell wall; plasmodesma.
UCACCCCAAUUGAAGCAUCCAGAGCUGAUCAGGUGAUCAUGGCGAAGAGCGGCGAAAAGGGGUCUGUUUUGGUGCUCGUGGCCUUUGCCGCUGCCAUCCUCCUCCUGGGCGCGCAGGUGAAGCCGGCUGUUGCUGAUGGCUAUAACACCGAUAUAGAGGGCAAGGUGAGGGGUAUAGUGAAUGCCAGAAUCUACGACGCCCCUGGACUCAUCCGGCUCGUGUUCCACGACUGCUGGGUAAAGGGUUGCGAUGCAUCCGUGUUGCUGAAGAGAGCUGAUGGGCUGGCAGAGAUGGACGCGGUCCAGAACGGCGGACUCCGGGGCCUGGACGUGAUCCAGGCCAUCAAGGACGCGCUCACCAAGGACUACCCGGCCGUCACCUGCGCCGACGCAGUUGUCUACGCGGCGCGCGAGGCGUGCUACAUCCUUAGCUACGGCAAGAUCGCGUACCCCGUGGACGGGCCGGGCUACCACAAGGACGCCGUCGGCUCGUUCAAGGACGACGCGGCGGCGCUCCCGCCGCCCUUCGGACCCUCGUCCAGCUUCAAGAACCUCACCAAGAACUUCGGCGGCAAGCCGGGCUUCGGUGCCGGUGAUCUCGUAAUCCUCUCUGGCGCGCACGCCGUCGGCCUGGCCCACCGCCCGGCCUUUGUAGACCGCCUGGACCUGCAGGUCGCGGCCCGUGGCGAGAUCGACGUCCUUUACCAGAAAAAGAUCGAUCAGGUGUCGAAUGCAAGCCCGGCGAAGGCGAUCCACAACAACGUCCGCGACAUCGACCAACCUGAGACGGUGCCUGGCGUCCUGGACAACAGCUACUACGCCGCCAACCUCGGUAAGAAGGUGCUCUUCAACUCCGACUGGGCGCUCAUCACGGACCCGGCCGCGCGGGGACAAAUGGAAAGGUUCGAGAAAUUCCCCGGCGACUGGUACGACCUCUUCGGCAAGGCAAUGGCCAAGCUCAGCAGGCUCCCUGCCGAGGGCCCCACUCUCAGUGUGCCCAGGGCGAGAUGCGAUGGCACCAGCUACUAGGAGAGAUCCAACGACACGUACGCACGGCCCGCCCAAGCGCCAACAUUUGAACAAGACAUGCAUUGCUUGCAUGCACAUUGAUUUAUUCGUUACUUUACCUAUCAUGUUUGUCAAUUAUUGUUUAAUUUACUUAUGCUAGUACUAAUAAUUGUACCUUUUUUUGCUUGCCCUGCUUUUGUAAUACAUAUGCAUGUUCUGAAAGUUAUGUUGUCCUACAUAUGUAAUCCACGCCGUAAACGCUUUGAAAUAACAUGACCAUUCAAUUUGCCUUUUGGAA